Molecule: messenger RNA, 2523 nt
Organism: Colossoma macropomum (tambaqui)
Lineage: Eukaryota; Metazoa; Chordata; Actinopteri; Characiformes; Serrasalmidae
Gene: trim46a
Product: tripartite motif containing 46a
Exons: 12
Coding region: 83-2395 (770 amino acids)
Molecular function (GO): protein binding; zinc ion binding
Source: RefSeq, a predicted model, not a curated record
GGUCUAUGCUCGACGUGUAGAUGAGCCUGGAAGGAAAAUAGCAUUUUUCAGUCAAUAUUAACACCCUUGGCUCAUCCCAGUCAUGACAGACGCGGAGUUACAAACCUUUACAUCCAUCAUGGAUGCUCUCGUACGCAUCAGCUCCAAUAUGAAGAGCAUGGAGCGUGAGCUGCGCUGUCCGGUGUGUGAGGAGAUGGUGAAGCAGCCCAUAGUCCUGCCAUGCCUGCACAGCGUAUGUGUUUUGUGUGCAGCUGAGGUGUUGGUCCAAAGGGGCUAUCCUCCCCCUGAGUUACCCCCGGAGCCCAACACGCCCACAUCCAGCCCCAACACCCGCUCACCCCGGCAGGCCCGUCGACCCCCGCCAAAAACCGAUCGCCUCGACCGCGUGCUCAGGACAGUUUGUGGAACAUAUCCGGGUCGUAGAAGGAAGGACACUCCUGUCCUGAUCAUGAUGUUUCCCUGUCCGACCUGUCGUUGUGACGUGGAGCUGGGAGAGCGAGGACUCAUGGACUGUCUCAGAAAUCUUACGCUGGAGCGCAUCGUGGAGAGGUACAGGCACACAGUCAGUUUGGGCAGCAUGGCGGUGAUGUGUCAGUUCUGUAAGCCACCUCAGACCUUGGAGGCGACUAAAGGCUGCGCCGACUGCAGGGCUAACUUCUGUAAUGAGUGCUUCAAGCUGUACCACCCAUGGGGCACGCCACGCGCCCAGCACGAACACAUCCUGCCCACGCACAGCUUCAGGCCCAAGGUUCUGGUAUGUGUUGAGCAUGAGCAGGAACGGCUGCAGUUCUAUUGCCGGUCGUGCCAGCGUCUGCUGUGUGCUCUCUGUAAGCUUCGGCGGGUCCACAGUGGGCACAAGGUCAUGCCCAUCGCUCAAGCCUACCAGGCUUUAAAGGACAAAAUCACCAAAGAGAUGAAUUACGUCUUGGCCAAUCAGGAGAUGGUACAGGCACAAAUCACCCAAGUAGAGAGCGCCAUCGCUCAGACAGAGGUGAACAGUGCAGUGGCUAAAGAGCAGCUGAAUCAGUGUGUGAGUGAGCUGCGGGGGGUGCUAGCUGAGAGGCAGGGAGCUCUGGCUAAAACUGUUGAAGGAGCCAGGGCUCAGAGGGCUGAAGCUUUAAACAGUCAGCUCUCCGAGAAACAGAGCCUGCUUGAAAACGCUGGACUCCUCACCUACACACAGGAGCUGCUCAAAGAAACUGACCAACCUUGCUUCGUCCAAGCUGCCAGAAUCACCCACAACAGGCUGGUGAAGGCGAUAGACAACUUGCAGCACUUCUCCCUCACUGCUGAUCCCUCAUUCCGACACUACCAUAUGGACGUCUCCAGAGAGCUCAAGCUGCUCUGCAGCAUGGAUUUCAUACAAGCUCCACUGGCUCCUGUAAUCGACACUCAGAAGACUCUGGCCUAUGACCAGCUCUAUCUGUGCUGGCGGCUCCCCCAGGACUCCGCCCCCGCCUGGCAUUACUCAGUUGAAUAUCAAAGGAAAGUGGGUGGAGCUGGACCGCUGUGGGGCGGCGUCAAAUCUGAAGGCACGGGAGGUGGCAGUAGUCCAUGGCAGCGAUUGGAAGAGGUGGGCGGGACCAGUGCUGUGAUUGACAGGCUGGAGAUGGACAGUGUGUAUGUGCUGAGGGUGAGAGGCUGCAACAAAGCGGGGUAUGGGGAGUACAGUGAGGAGGUGUAUCUGCACACACCACCCGCACCAGUCUUGUCAUUUUGUCUGGACUCCCGUUGGGGUUUACAUGCGGAGCGGAUCGCUUUAGGUAAAGGUCAGACGUACGCCCGCAGCGUGCCCGGACUGACCCUUUUGCAGGCUGCUGACCGCGCCCUCACCUCCUGCCAUCUGACCUCUGACCUCCUGGUGGCUGACGCGUCCGUCACUCAGGGCCGUCACUACUGGGCGUGCUCGGUGGAGCCCGGCUCCUACCUGGUCAAGGUUGGUGUUGGUCUGGAGGCAAAGCUGCAGGAGUGGUUUCACUUACCACAGGACAUGGCCAGUCCACGGUACGACCCUGACAGUGGCCACGACAGCGGCGCUGAGGAUGCUCAGGACUGUCCUCCUCCGUUCUGUUUCCUGACCAUGGGCAUGGGCAAGAUUCUGCUGCCCAAGUCUGCCUCGUCUAACACAUCGUCCGCCCCCCUCACCGCCCCCCUGCCGCCCCGCCUCGGGGUGUGCCUGGACUUCGAGAAGGGACGGGUCACUUUCUAUGAUGCUCACUCGCUCCGGGUGUUGUGGGAGGGGACUGUUGAUUGCUCCGCCCCCGUCUGCCCCGCCUUCUGCUUCAUUGGUGGAGGGGCUCUUCAGCUGCAGGAGCUGAUAGCCAAUCGCAGCACGGAGCAAACCCCGCCCAGAAGAGUAACCAUCCAGUCACGUGCUACCAAUCUCAGUAACUGAAACGACUGCUAUGAUGAAUUCUUCAGGAUAAUCUUUAAUGACAAGCACCUUUAAAGUCUUUUUAUUUUGUUUUUUUUAUUUUUAUUUAGUAUCUUUUAUGCUUGUGUUUUUUAUUUAUGCCUCACAGA